CCCACGGUUUCUAUGUCUCCGCCUAAUCAACGGUCUCUAUCCCGGGUGUCGCUUGCGUCCUUGACUCCCAAUAAUCUGGGGACAGUGCGGAAGCUCAACUCUGUACUGUUUCCGAUCAAGUACAGCGAUAAGUUUUAUCAGGAUGUCCUGCUACCGGAAGCAGAGGAGUUCUGCAAACUCAUCUACUACAAUGACAUUCCCGUAGGUACGAUCUGCUGUAGGAUGGAGACGGUAGAAGGCAAGACGAGACUGUACUUGAUGACGAUGGGCGUACUGGCACCAUAUCGCUCCCGAGGCCUUGGGUCAUACGCACUGCAACAUGUCCUCAAAGCUGCCGCGGCCCAAACGAAGCCUAGGAUCGCAGACAUACACCUGCAUGUUCAGGUCUCCAAUCACGAGGCCAAAAACAUAUUCGAGGGCUACUACAAGAAAAUUGUGCCUCACGACGCCUGGGUGCUGGAGAGGGAGAUCGAGGCCCCGAGCGUAACUGUGUGA
Molecule: messenger RNA, 495 nt
Organism: Fomitopsis serialis
Lineage: Eukaryota; Fungi; Basidiomycota; Agaricomycetes; Polyporales; Fomitopsidaceae
Product: acyl-CoA N-acyltransferase
Exons: 5
Coding region: 13-495 (160 amino acids)
Biological process (GO): mitotic sister chromatid cohesion
Cellular component (GO): NatA complex
Molecular function (GO): acyltransferase activity, transferring groups other than amino-acyl groups
Source: RefSeq, a predicted model, not a curated record